Molecule: messenger RNA, 3950 nt
Organism: Megalopta genalis
Lineage: Eukaryota; Metazoa; Arthropoda; Insecta; Hymenoptera; Halictidae
Gene: Err
Product: estrogen-related receptor
Biological process (GO): regulation of DNA-templated transcription
Cellular component (GO): nucleus
Molecular function (GO): nuclear steroid receptor activity; steroid binding; zinc ion binding
Source: RefSeq, a predicted model, not a curated record
CGUAUCGGCCGUCAGUCGCGUACGGCUCGUCGCACCGUGAACGUCGUGUCGUGUGCCAGGAGGUGGUGUGUACGUGCAUACGUGUGCGCGCACGCGCGUGCCUAUCCGCGUUCGCUCGUUCGUGUUCAAAGAGUUCCGGAGUUUUCGUGAAAUCGUUUACGGUUUUUUCGUCGUGCAAGAAAAGGUGCGAGAGAAACGACGCGACACAGUGCGCGCCCGUUUGUGCCAUUGAGAAACGAAACGACAGAUGCCAUGGAUGCUUGGAUGUACGAUGUGGUCUGUAUGAUGUCUGGCGCGGGUACCGAGAAUAUGGUCGGCAACAGCCGGACCAUGGCGAACAUCAAGCAAGAAAUCGAGAAUCCCACGACGCCGACUCAAAACUACCAGGUCUGCUCGCCGACCACCACUCUUCAACAUCAAGAGGUGAUCUGUAGCAAGAUCGAGGUGUCGACGGAUUACGGGGGUGGCGGGGGCAGUCCUGAAAGUCCAGAGAUGCAUCAUUGUUCCUCGACGACGCAGCCCCUGGGGACACCUGAGGAAGGCGUCAAAGAGGAGGGCAUGAUACCCAGAAGGCUUUGCUUGGUGUGCGGGGACGUGGCUAGCGGGUUCCAUUACGGGGUCGCUUCCUGUGAAGCGUGCAAAGCCUUUUUUAAAAGAACUAUACAAGCGAGUAAUUUCACAGGUAAUAUCGAGUAUACGUGUCCGGCGAAUGGCGAGUGUGAAAUAAACAAGCGCCGGAGGAAAGCGUGUCAGGCGUGCAGGUUUCAGAAGUGCCUUCGACAGGGCAUGCUGAAGGAAGGUGUCCGGCUUGAUCGAGUCCGAGGAGGCAGGCAAAAGUACAGAAGAUCUACCGAUCCCUACACGCCGGUGAAGACGGCUCCAUUGGAAGCAAACGUAGGGACAGGAGCUUCUAACGAAAUAAUAAAUAAUAAAAUGCUGGAAGCUCUGGCUGCUUGCGAACCCGACAUGCUGCAAGUCUCUAAUCUCUCCCAUACUCUCGAUACGGAUCAGAGGAUCCUAGGACAACUGUCGGACCUGUACGAUCGGGAAUUAGUUGGGAUAAUCGGUUGGGCGAAGCAGAUCCCAGGAUUCAGUACGUUGGCUCUGAACGAUCAGAUGCGACUGUUGCAAAGCACGUGGGCCGAGAUCUUGACGUUUAGUCUUGCAUGGAGGAGUAUGCCGAAUAACGGUAGAUUAAGGUUCGCCCAGGAUUUCACCCUUGACGAGCGAUUGGCGCGUGAAUGUCACUGUACGGAGCUUUACACGCACUGCAUCCAAAUCGUGGAGAGGCUUCAGCGGCUGGGUCUGACCAGAGAAGAGUAUUACAUGUUGAAAGCAUUGAUACUGGCGAACAGUGACGCGAGGUCCGACGAGCCGCAGGCACUCUAUCGUUUCCGGGAUGCAAUACUGAACUCAUUAUCGGAUUGCGUAGCAACGGUGCGACCUGGACAGGCACUGCGAGCCACCCAAAACAUGUUCCUAGUGUUGCCAAGUCUCAGGCAGGUGGACGGUAUUGUUCGUAGAUUCUGGUCGAGCGUGUACCGAACGGGGAAGGUACCGAUGAACAAGUUGUUCGUGGAGAUGCUGGAGGCAGCUUACUACCGAUGAAGCGUCAACUGACGAUGAAAAUUGCUUUUCAAAACCAACAAAUUCAAACCUGAAGGACUCUGUACAGAACUGCACACCGUUCGACGGCGAACGGUGUCAAUGUUCCACUUACGACACUCUGGCAAUGAGCAUGAUAGAGCAGCUUCCUAGGCAUCUCUGGGAGUGUCAGUGAGCCGAUAGUGAGAUAGAGAGAGAGAGAGAGAGAGAGAGAGAGAGAGAGAGAGAGAGAGAGAGAGAGAAAGAGAGAGAGAGAGAGAGAGAGAGAGGAAAAUAGAGAGUGGCGGAGAGAGGAGACAGAGGGGAUACUGUGCGUGUAUGCGGUUCUAUUUGUUUUUCGUUCACAAGGAAGACUCCCAGGAAACAAGGAAAAUAGAUAAAAAAAGGGCUUUAUUUUUCACAGAGCAGGAAUCAGGGUUUUUCGGCCGGUGAUUACCCAGCAAUCGUUGGAAACUCGAGGGAGGGAGAGAGAGACAAAAUGAGAAAUCGUGUUUUAGGGACGUAGGCAGGCACACGCUCUUUCGUCGAAGUAACCAAACUUUCCUUUUCGAGUACCCCUUUUACAGGUACGGAGAAAACUAAAACUUGAUGUUAUUUCAGGAUAGGGUACGGUACCUAGUACAAGACGCGCGAGACGCUUUAUCCCUUGAGGCUCUCGCUUUAGGAUAGUUCUAUAAACGAAAAAGUCUGUCCGAUCUGGGCGGAGCAACCUACCAAAUAAACAGAGCAAACAAAAAAGUAUAGGAACAAAAGAAACGUACGUUUUCGUUUGCGCUCGAGAAGACACACCGACGCGCCGGUUGUCGUAGAAAUCAAAGCGAGAGGGAAGAAUAAUUAUACGGAAUAGGAGGUUUUACCAAUUCCGAUGACCUUGGUAAGCGUCGUCGAGGUUGACGUCCCGAGGCCUUGGCUUUCGAGAUAUACAGACAAAUAUGUUUGAACAUCUCAAAUAUUUCGCUUGAAAAAGUGCAAAACAUCGACGUUGGCUAUCACACGUUUCUAGGUCAUCGAAUUUGGUCGGUAAUCUUCUCUUCCAGCUAAUUAUCGUAGAAGAGGAGAGGAAAGAAGCGAACGUAAUCGACUGUGGGUGUUUGACAUUACAUAUAGUUAGCAUCGUGUUACCAAAUGACUACCAGAGUUCAAUCAAAAAGAUUCGACGCGCUGGCUGCAGUUGUUUUAGCAACGUCUUUUCUCCGGCGGAGGGGGGUCUGUCAAUUUUCGGGGGGACUGAGGAAAAAAAGAGAAGACAGUGACUCUUAUAUUUUUCAUAAAUCGUCGACGAGAGAAGAGUACGUCGUUUUGUAUAGUAGAGUAACAAAAACUGCACGUUUUAAUACCAUCGAAUCCGUGUCGACCGAUGCGAAAUGUAAAAAGAAACGAAACCUACAGAUGUGCGUGUAAUACCGUUGCAUUGAGCAUCCAUAGUUUUAGUUCAGUGCGAGAGAGAGAGAGAGAGAGAGAGUGUGUGUGUGUGUGUGUGUGUGUGCGUGUGUGUGUGAGAGAGAGAGAGCGAGAGAGGGAGGAAUGAAUUUAGCAUGUGCCGUUGUACAAAUCGAACCAAGUUAGCGCGAAACAAGAGCUGGGCUGGCCAGUGAACAAUGUAAAAAGAUAAGAAGACACUGAGCGAAAGAAUGGCUGGAUCGUUCUCCAUGUCGGGCCAUGCUGGUACUUUGUUUUAUUUGUUCCACGCUUGAAGGAAAAUGUGAGACGUUGGCGUGAAAGAAAAAUUGUUUCUGAAGGCGUAUCCCUGGCCUGGUCGCCAGGUUCUCUUGGCAAAGAGAGUGGAAGUGAGAGUGAAGGAGAGAGAAAGAUGAAAAUUUAAUCGAUUGUUGAAAUGAUUGCGGACAAAAAUGAGAAAUGUUAUUCGCGCGUGCCACACAGAGAGCGUAGGAGAAUAUAUAUUAUUAUAUAUUAUUAUAUUAUAUGUAUUCAGGGAUCUUUAUUGUCUAGUUACUACUGUUACCGGGAUAACCGCAGCACACGCGGCUCCCGCGCAUAAUAUUAUCGCUUUCCUCGAAGCGUGCGAAAAUUGAAAAUCGAAGAAAUCGGUACGACGUCGUCUCGGAGCUGCUACUCACACGCAAAGGUUUAUUUGUUUUUCGAAAGACACGCUUUUUCGAAGCAAAAUUGUUCAGCGAGGUUUUUCUUUUUCCGGCUCGCGCCGACUCGUCGGCCCUCCGUUUCGUUGUUUGGCAUAAGGUUCAAGGAAGUAUGAAAGAAGAAUUUAUGUUGUCCAACACCUGUUUCGUGUUCCGCUAAACAACAGGUGAAACGUGUACACUUUUUUAGAAAUUUCUGUUUCUAACAAAUUCAAUUUUUUAAGUAAAGGAAAUCGUUGAAACAAA